AAUAUUAUUACACGUUUAAACACAGAACAGCCACGCUUAAACGCGUUUAAACUAAAUCUAUCUUUUCAAUAAAGUAAAAAGCAUACCUUCUGUCCUCAUUAAACCUAUCAAUCGAAGCAAUAACAUCAUUAUCAUCACUUUUCAUGUAACAAACAUGGCUUGGGGCUUUUCGUUUAAAUGAUUUGGCUGUAUGAGGUAAAUCCACGAUACCGGUCCGACGGAUGAAGAAAAAAAAAUUCAAUGUUUUCUAAACAAUAUUAAUAUUUUAAUUUCGAUUUUCGACCGAAUUUAACGAACCAGCUAUAAAUUAUUAAAAUUUUUACAUUUUUUUUAAAUAACUCAUCAUAAGUGACCGUUUAUUGUUAAUGUGCGUUAAGGGUAAAACAAUUAUCUUUAUCAAGUACUAUAGGGCCAAAUUAUUACAUGUUCCUAAAUAAAGGUGUAUCGCUAUGCCGCGCGUGAAAAUUGAUUACGUCGUUAGCUUCAGCAGCGAGGAUCCUGAUCACCCAGCUAACAAUCUGUUGGCAUUGGAAGUGAACAAGAAGAAAUGGCUGUGCUGCAAGGGAGAGUCUUCCUGCUCAGUCGUACUUCAGCUGGCCAAGGCAGUCCAGAUAUCAUCAGUCUAUCUUGGUGUGCAUCAUGCUGCUACUGUGGAGGUGCUCGUUGGAAGAUCUGAAAAACCUGAUGAACCCUUUGAGGUACUGGUCCCCAGCAGCGUGAUGUUGUCGCCCAGCGAGUCCCGGCGCGCCGAGGGCGUGCAGCGCGUGCGGGCGUGGCGCGGCGACCAGCUGGCGGCCGCGGCCCGGGGGCGCCGCUGGGACCGCCUGCGGGUCGUGUGCGCGCAGCCCUACAACAGGCACUGCCAGUUCGGCCUCUCGUUCUUGCACAUCGACGAGCCCGGGGACGGACCCCCGCCCGCGCCGCCGCGCCCCCUCGCCCUGGACACCUUCUCGUCGGACGAGGAAGAGUUCAAACCUGGGGAAUUAUUCGCUAAAUACUACACCCAGAAGGAUAGUCCGCUGAAACUGGGGGACGAUAAAACUAGCAGCCCGGCGAGUACAGAAUCCCAAAUACACAAGGCGACGUCCCGCGCGCUCCGCAACGUUCCCGGGGACUCCCCCGCCACCUCCCCCGGCCUCAGCGCGGCGGCCACACUCCGACAGAGCAAACAGAAGAGGCCGGCCGGGCGGCGCCGCUCCGACAGCGACGGGGACGCUCGGAUGCACGAUGAAGAGGACACCAGACACCAUGCAAAAAUAGACCAAACCGUUAAUAGACAUAAGGGUGACAAGAUGACCGAUGACAAUAGCGCGGGGGACCCGAAAGAAGUCCAGAAAAAUAUAGACAAUAUAUCAUCGAGAGCAAAGCGGGUGAAGCGAGACGACAGCGCCGGGACCGCGCCCGCCCCCCGGGGACAGCUCGUCGCGUGUGUCGCAGCGGACGUGCUGCGCGGCGUGCGCUUCGUGCUGAGCGGCUACCAGAACCCGCUCCGCCAAGAGUUGCGCCGCGAGGGGGUCGCGCUGGGGGCGCGCUGGGAGCCCGUCUGGGGGCCCGCCUGCACGCAUCUCAUAUGCGCGUUUCCCAACACGCCGAAGCUGCAGGAGGUGCGGCGCGUGGCGGGCGGCGCCGUGCCCGCCGUGCGCGCGGACUGGCUGCGAGCGUGCCGCCGCGCGCGCCGCCGCCUGCCCUGGCGCCCCUACGCCACGGAGCCGCACCAGCGCACCGCACCACCACACGCUGCAGAAACUGACGAGUCAGCGGACACCGACGAGGACGUGCGGGACCGCGGCCGGGCGCCGAGCCCCCGCGCCGGCGCGACAGGGUCGAGGGGGGACAGCGGCGAGCCCGACGUGCAGUUCGUGUGCGACGAACGGGUCAAGGCGUCGCUCGCGGUCGAGUCGGACUCGGACGAGACCGACGCCGGGGCCGACAGCGGCGCCGAGCACGCGAUAGACGACAGCAAGUCGCUGCCGGCGUUCUUUGAGGGAGUAACGUUCGCGGUGGAGGCCGGGGACACACAACUGCGGGCGCGCUGCUGGCGCUACCUGCGGGCCUACGGGGGGCGCGUGCUGCAGAAGUCUCAGCUGGAUGAGGACAGCCGCGUAGAUUACGUGGUGUGCGACGACGGCGCCGCGCCGCGAAUCAAGGGCCGCGCCGUGACUGCAGCCUGGCUGUGGAAAUGUCAUCAACAACGAAAACUGUGUCCAAUAUAACGACAGCUCAACUUGUGAAUUCCUUUCAUUAAAUAACUGUCAGCUAA
Bombyx mandarina (wild silkworm) is the source of this 2260-nucleotide messenger RNA. It is a transcript of the gene XRCC1, whose product is annotated as DNA repair protein XRCC1. Gene Ontology annotation, cellular component: nucleus. Lineage: Eukaryota; Metazoa; Arthropoda; Insecta; Lepidoptera; Bombycidae. Gene Ontology annotation, molecular function: damaged DNA binding. The record is from RefSeq and is a predicted model, not a curated record. Gene Ontology annotation, biological process: base-excision repair; single strand break repair.